Scleropages formosus (Asian bonytongue) is the source of this 872-nucleotide messenger RNA. It is a transcript of the gene rerg, whose product is annotated as RAS-like, estrogen-regulated, growth inhibitor. The transcript has 5 exons. Gene Ontology annotation, molecular function: GTPase activity; GTP binding. The record is from RefSeq and is a predicted model, not a curated record. NCBI's taxonomy places the organism in Eukaryota, Metazoa, Chordata, Actinopteri, Osteoglossiformes, Osteoglossidae. Bases 220 to 819 code for a protein of 199 amino acids.
CGCAGUCGGCUCGCUCGGCGGUGCGCGCGCACGGGCCGCUUUGCGGGAGGACACGCGCGUCUGUCCGCCGUCCGCCGUCCUCCGCGUGAGAGGACGAGCGCAACUUCGCCCACCCGCAGCGCGACCGGGUUUCUAGAGUCGAGGGCUGGAGGAUGAGAAGCUGAGCUGGGCGAGCGGCACCCCUGCGGGAUCGGUCAGCUGCUUCGGCCGGGGUCAACCAUGGCGAAGAGCGCCGAGGUCAAGCUGGCCGUGUUCGGCAAGGCCGGAGUUGGCAAAUCAGCUUUGGUGGUGCGGUUCCUGACCAAACGCUUCAUCUGGGAGUACGACCCCACCCUCGAGUCGACAUAUCGCCACCAAGCCAACGUCGACGACGAGGUUGUUAACAUGGACAUCUUGGACACGGCUGGACAGGAGGACACGCUGCAGAGGGAGGGCCACGUGCGCUGGGGCGACGGCUUCAUCGUCGUUUACGACAUCACCGACAGGGGCAGCUUCGAGGAGGUGGCUCCGCUCAAAGGGCUCCUGGAGGAGGUGAAGAAGCCCAAGCACGUGACCCUGGUGCUGGUCGGCAACAAGGCCGACCUGGAGCACGCCCGCCAGGUGAGCACGGAGGAGGGCGAGCGGCUGGCGGCCGAGAUGGCGUGCGCCUUCUACGAGUGCUCGGCGUGCACGGGCGAGGGCGCCGUGAGCGAGGCUUUCUACGAGCUGUGCCGCGAGGUGCGCCGCCGCCGCAUGGUCCAAGGCAAAGCCCGUCGCCGCAGCUCCACCACCCACGUCAAGCAAGCUAUCAACAAGAUGCUGACCAAGAUCAGCAGCUAGGGGGCGCGCCGACGCGGAUUGGACUGCGAAGGACUUGUCGGUAGCGCGAGGGG